Anguilla rostrata (American eel) is the source of this 6196-nucleotide messenger RNA. Its product is annotated as AT-rich interactive domain-containing protein 3B-like. Gene Ontology annotation, cellular component: nucleus. Lineage: Eukaryota; Metazoa; Chordata; Actinopteri; Anguilliformes; Anguillidae. The transcript has 10 exons. The coding region runs from base 327 to 2213 and encodes 628 amino acids. Gene Ontology annotation, biological process: regulation of transcription by RNA polymerase II. Gene Ontology annotation, molecular function: DNA binding. The record is from RefSeq and is a predicted model, not a curated record.
GGAACUUGUUGCUGUCACGGGGCGGGCCUUAGAUGUUGUUUGUUGAGGCGGGGGUGUAAUUCAAGGGGAGGAAAGUCGAGUAAGGGAGUGGGAGCUCCAACGUUAAGCGCUCUGAGAGAUGAAGCCAGGCGUCUUUCUUGGUCGUCCUCUUUUUAAUUGCAAAACAGCAGUCUGAAGUUCGUUUUCUGCACCAGAGCCUGGCGCAUUAUCGCCUCCAGCGCGAGGAAGAGUUUAUUUUAAAGCACCGAGAGUGAAUGCACGGUUUUCCGGUAGGUCGGUUUGUGUCCGAGUGCGCCAGAAACGAGGGUUAACCCCAGGAAGGAGGGAUGGUGGACAAUUCCGGUAGCAGCAAGGCGCAAAUGCCCAGCUUGUCCCAGGAGGGUGGUCUAGGAGGUACUUACUCCCAGGGUGGGCCAGUGGGGGUGAAGCUGGAGGCAGUGAUGGAGCAGUUGCAGCGGCAGCAGCAGGCAAGACUGGAGAUGGAGCGUAAGGAGAGACACAUGCGCGAGGCCCACAUUAUGUAUGCCCAGCAAGUGGCUGCCCAGCAGGCUAUCCUGGCAGCUGCCAGGGCAUCAGGGUCCCCGCUGGGGUCCGCAGUGCUGGGCAAGGGCCUUGGGCGAGGGCCCCCUGGAGGUGGACAUCAGUCGAGGGUCUCAAAUCAGAGCAGCGUGGAGUCAGAGCGGGAGGACGAAGAUGACCGAGGGCGGGGCUCAGAAGAGGAAGAUGACGACGAAGAGGAGGAGAUGAUGGAGGACGAAGAUGGUAGUGAAGAGGAUGAGGAGCGAGCAGGCAUGGGGUUGGAGUACCUUCGAAAGCAGACCCUCGCCCUCCAACAGGGAGUCCCCCAUAUCCCCCCUGGCCCGUAUCCACCUUACCCCUCCUCCUCUCCCCCGGCGCCUGGCGUCCAGCGCAGCCCCUCGCCCCCAGUCAGGGUGAAACAAGAGCCAGAGGACGAGGACCAGUCCCCAGCGGGCCCCCAUUUGUUCACAUCACCGAGUGGACAGGCUGACUGGGCCUAUGAUGAGCAGUUCAAACAGCUGAAUGGAAGCAGCACCUGGGGUGAGGAAGCUGAUGGUGGAAGAGCGAGAGGAGAAGCCUCCAGAGAUUUCUGCAAGCUAUAUGAACUAGACAGUGACCCCAAUCGAAAAGAGUUCCUAGAUGACCUGUUUGCCUACAUGCAGAAAAGAGGAACCCCAGUCAACAGGAUCCCCAUCAUGGCCAAGCAGGUGCUGGACCUGUACAUGCUGUACAAGCUGGUGACGGAGAAGGGUGGGCUGGUGGAGGUCAUCAACAAGAAGAUCUGGAGGGAGAUCACCAAGGGGCUGAACCUGCCCACCUCCAUCACCAGCGCGGCCUUCACCCUCCGCACUCAGUAUAUGAAGUACUUGUACCCGUAUGAGUGUGAAAAGAAAGGUCUGAGCUCUCCUGGGGAGCUGCAGGCCGCCAUCGACAGCAACCGCCGCGAGGGGCGUCGCCCCAGCUACAGCACCAGCCUGUUUCGCUUCUCGCCUUCCCCUAGCACUGCACCCCACAUCCUCACUCCUCCCAAGAUGCACCUGUCCUCGCUGGGGGGCGGGGUCUCCGCGGUUCACAAUGGCAUACAGGCAUCACCAGGCCCCUCCCUCAAAAAAGCUAUAGCCCUGCAGCGGCUUGCGCUGAGGGGAGGGCCGCUGGAGAGCCACGCGCCCUCUGUUAAUCCAGAAGAGGGCUCCCCGGCGCUCAUGUCCAGCCGGCUGCCCAUGGCCAUGGCUCUGGGGCAGCAGCAGCUGGCGCGGGCCGCCACCCUGGAGCAGCUGCGGGUGAAGCUGGAGACGGGCGACGGGCCCGAGAGGAAGAUGGCGCGGCUGGCCGAGGAGCAGCAGCGCCUGAUGCAGCAGGCCUUCCAGCACAACCUGCUGGCCAUGGCGUCCCAGGUCCCCAUGAACCUGCGCCUCAACAGUGCUCGCGAAGACAAGCAGGACCUGGCGCUUAGCAUCUCCUCCAACGGAUCCACCAGCAUCAGCGUGUCUGUGGAGGUCAACGGCACGCUUUACUCAGGGAUGUUGUUUGCCCAGAAGUCUGCAGCUGCUGGUGCCGCGGCGUCUGCUACAGCGCCCUCUGCUGGCCCUAGUGGAGGCUUUGGGAUUUUGUCCUCUGCUCACAGCCCCGGCGUCUCCUCCUCCUCUUCUAAGGGCCCCAGCUCUGCUGAGCCCUCCACCAGUGGCUCACCCUAGCUGGAGCUCCCCACCACCCGCUCCCCAGGUCUCUCUACAAACACCUAGGCCCAGCAGGGAUUCCGUGAAUACAUCUAUAGAUCAACCUGACUGAUGGAAAAAAACAAACUGUUGCACAACAAAUACCUCGUCACUCCUGUCGACCUUGGCUGUUCAUACACGGUGCACACUCAGACAUGCAAACAUUCAUGCGAACACGUGUCGCGUAAAUAACAUUCAAAUUAUCAUGCAGUCAGCAGACCACACUCAAACACUAAAGACAAGCGCACACAUGCAUACAUACAUACACAAACACGCACACGCGCACACACAGCCAAAAACACUGACAGGUGGUCAAAUGAACUUGAAGAUUUUUCGUUUUGUUCGCCAUUUAUUGUCUUUUGGUUUUCAAUUUUAGUGUAAUUUUCUCCAUGUACGUAAUACUUACCUCACAUAAAGUAAUCUGCAGUGCUUUGGUAAAACAAGUAUCUAUACCUCAUGAGCUGUUGUAUACUUAAGAUGAAUUAACUGUUUUUUUUGUAGCUACAAUUUUGUUCUUUGGUCACAAGACAGGAAAUCUUUGGUUGAUCUCUAUGCAUUGAAAGCCCCGUCAGCUUAUUCAAGAUGGUUCCCUAAACUUCUCAAGAACCAUAACAGUGGACUGCAGAUAAUACCGGUCAGUUCCAUGACAUGCUUUGAAAGAGCUUUUUUAUUCUCUUUCACUGUUAAUUUAGUAUCGCACCACUUUCACUUUUUCUUCCAGGAAUAUUUUCUUUUUGAUCAACGUGUGUUCAUUAAUAUGAAUUACAGGAGGAGUUCACAGUUCUGUGCAAACCCAGCAGCACAGAAAGAGAGAGGGCACUCAUUUCCUACCACGAGUCUGACGGUGUUCGAGCCCCCUCUCUGCUCCUUUCUGCAGCACCUGUCAAUCACAAUAACAGUGGGCUCUCCUGAAGACCUCGGCACAGAGCAUUGUGCUGUAUGUUUGCAGUUUGAUUUUUAUAUAUAUUUAUGUAUACAUAAGAAAAAAAAGCGUGUUUUUACUUUUUCUUUCUCUCGGCAUUAUCACCGGACCAGAUUUUUUUUUUGUUGUAAACUGCCAUUUCAAUUUCAGACCUCACUUUUUGGCUUUCCAUAUUGGAAAAUUUCUCAGGAAGAACAGAGGUGUUUCCACAGGACUCACUUCAUCACAAAAAGCUUUGUACCAAAAAAAAAAAAAAGAAAAGGAACAAUCCACAACCACUCAAGACUGUUCAGAGAAAUACCUCAGAGACUCUUAUGGAGAACAACAUUACAUACCUCAUGCAAUCAAUCUGGCGAGACUUGACUUCAUUUGAAACUCUGUCACCACCCACUGUCUGCGGAGGAGUGCUGAAUCAGAACUCUGGACUGCAGACUGGAUUUGACUUUAAAGAGAACUCACUUCCGGGUUUCUGAUGAACAUCAUGUGUAAACGGGGAGGGCGCGUCCCUUCCCGUAGUGCGUUUCAUAUCUUGAGACAUUUUUAAAAGUUAAGCGUCCUGCUCGGGUACAAUCAGGUGGCCAGUAUUUAACCUUUAUUCUCCGCUUGGCCACGUUUGCCUCAGAUUACUGCACAGCUAUGAAUGCCAAAGAUCAGCCUAGUCUGUGUCCCAGUCCUUAAAUCCACUUUAACCCUUGUGUGGGCACAGCGUGUCACUGUUCAGGUCAAGCUGGUGCUUUUUAAUUAAAGAAUCGUUUGAUGCAGAAGACAAAGUUGGUUGCCCCGAAUGUUGAUUCAUUGUUCUGUCUUGUCUGAUGUCAGUGUGGCAAAAGCGGAUUCGGCUGCUUUGUCUUGUAAGUUUUGACAACUACGUCUACAUUUAGACCUGGUCUUUUUGAACUGCCAGAUCAUCACCCCCCCCCCCCCCCUUAAUUCCUUCAAGUGGGCACCCACUCAGGGCCUUAUGGCUGACAGGCUGCCAGUGGUGCUCCAAAACUGAGCAGCUCAUUGGCUGAAUUCUGUUCAUGCUCUACCCUUUAAAACAGCUGUUUCUCCAGUUCCGUUUGUUUCUUUGCCUGCAGGGAUGAUUAGGUUUGAAUACAUCGUGCAUUUAAAUGAAUCGAUGUUCAUGAUGGGGAUACAUGUAUAUGCACAUGCAAAUUGUCAUGUGAGAUCAUCAUCUUCGGAUUUACUUGGUGGCACUUGCCUGCCACCACCUUUCUGUUUUCAGUACUAUAGUACCUCAAACAAGAAUGUGUGAACCACAUACCUUGUGGAUCACCAGCCAUUAUGGCAUUUCCAGUUUCCUGUUUUCACCGGGUGUUCAUUGCCAGUGACAACUGCUCUUGCAUGAAAAUAUAAGACCAUAUGUUUCACAGAAAUAGGGAAUAUAUAAAUAAUGUGGUAGUUGCUGGCUGCCUUAAUAUAUUCACUUGUAAUUACCUGUAGUCUUUUGAAGGUCUGAUUUAAGGUCUUUUUUAAUACUUCAAGCUCAGUCUUUGAACAUUCAUUGAUCUGCUUAAAGUUUAAAUUGAAAACCAACAUCACUGUCCCUCAUUUGAGCUACAAAUUUUAAAAAUGACAAAUUUUAAUAUUUAUUGUUUUUUAGUUGGAGCAUCCCCAGUCUUGUUUAAGGAUGUUUUUAAGUUGAAUCAAUGCGAAAUAUGCUUUGCGGUAAACACAACAGCUGUUGGAGAUUAAUUUUAAAGGAGAUGUUGAAGAAAUGACUGUUGUUUUACCAUGUCCUUGGUUCCAGGUUUGACUAGUCUUUGGGCCUUUUCUAGCCUUCUGUGUCUCCUCAGAGUGACUGUGUGCCUGUGAUACAGGCCCGCUGGCACAGAUGCCUCUAGCAUGGCCUGGAUGUAAGCUUUGAGACCAUAAACAAAGAUUGGGUGCAUGCUGUGUUCUGUAUUGGUAGAAUUUGUUCACGAAACAGGAGAUCUGGACAGUUCCACUAUGCCCUGAAGCACCUUCAGCCAUGGUGAGAGAUUAUUUCUCUUUGGUUCGGUCUUGGUGAUGGGAAAAUCAAACAUCACUGUGAUGCCAACUUGCAGCUGGAACAGAGACUGAAUCAUUCUGUGUGAAAUUGCUCUCAGUGGUGGGUUGUGUGUGUGGGUGUGUCUGUGUGUGUGUGUGUGUGUGUGUGUGUGUGGGUGCAUGGGAAAGGGCGAGAGAGUCAAAGAUGCAAAAGCCAGAAGUCCAAUGCUGAGACUCCGUAAAUGGAUAUUAUAGGUUAAUAUGCUAUGUAUUUGUGCGUAUGUGCCUGUGAGUGUGUGUGAGAACGGGGAUGGGCGGUAUCUGGAUAAUAUGAUCUUAAGAUUUAGAGUCUCAAGUCAUGACUGCAGUGGGGACAGUGUAACAUUUCCACAGAUGAGCCUUGGUUAGUGUUUGCCUGUGAACUCUGGUGUGCGGCUAUAUUGAACAGCUGAUCAUCUUAAUGCUGAUGGACUGGGAAUUGUUCUUUUUUUUAAAGACAGUGGCUAAGUUCAUAUGUAGCAUGCCCUUACUCUCUAAGGGGAAAGUGGAUGCUAGAUGUUAGGCUUUAGUUUUAGACAGUUUGGCGUUUUGUUUUGACGUUGUGGCUUUGCUUUUUGUCUUCUGUAUUUCCAGUGAGAUGAGUGCUCAGGAAAUUUUUUAUUUUAUUUUUGUUCUGCAGAACCUUGUCUCGGGAUGGCUUGGAUUUUACAUUUAUUUGAAAUAUAACCUGAUCUGUGUAUUCCAGGUGUGUAUGCAAGUGGAUAUUGAAUACCUCAUUUAUCAGCCUUUUUGUGAUUGAAAUUUGUACAAUGCUCCAUUAUAAAAUCAGUCUGUGGGGUAUGUGCAUAUUUUGUAUUAUUAUUAUUAUUAUUACAUCUUUAAUGAAAACAAAACAUAUGAAUGCUUGUAAAAUUGGUUUGUGCUGAUUGUAAAGUGUAUUUAAAAGUGGAGCACUUUCCCAAAGGUGAUUUUGACACAUUCAGUUUUGUUCACAUAAUUAAUAUAAGGAUGUGGUUCUCAGGGCUUUAAACAUGUAUGUCAUGAUAAAGUUUUACUUUAUAUCUUG